AUGAAAGUGGUACACGGUUCUGAGAUGAACUACAGCAGCAGCGGCUUGAAACACCGGCCCGGAGCUCCAUUGUUCAAAUUCUUGAUCCUGGGCGAAGAGAACACGCCUGACAACUUUUUCCUGAUGCUGGCCAGACAAGAAAGCUUCUACUCUCCGCGCCAUCAUCACAACUUCGAGCAGUUCCGUUAUGCGUACAAGGGCGAUAUCACACUAGGUGAAGGCGAAGACUGGCUCUUGAGAGAGGGGGAAGUCGCGCAUUUCCCGGAGGGGGCGUGGUACGGCCCUCAGAACGACGGGCACGCAGUGAAGGAAGUGCUUGUGCUGCAAUUUGGCGGUCCGAGUGGACAAGGCUUUCUCAGCUUUGGCCAGCUGAAAGCGAUCCAAGACGACAUGGACGCCAAGGGCCUUGGGAAAUUCGAGGGAGGAAAGUUCAUCCCUGCCAGCGAUGCUUCCAAAGCCAUUGAUGGGUACGAAGCACUGUGGGAGCACAAACACGGCCGGAAGCUGGAAUAUCCAGUCACGAGGUACAAGCAUCCGUUGUUGAUCGACUCCCAGGCUUUUCCAUGGCGCAAGCUUGACCAACACACACAAGGAAACGUGUUGACCAAACCUCUUGGGGUCUUCUCUGAUGGGAGCGUCUCGGCACGGUUUCUCCGAGUCGAAAAUGGAACAUUGGGAUUGCCUGAAAAGGAGGCUAUACAGUUGCUCUUCGUUCGUAGCGGCACGGCCAAGGUCGACGGACAUGACGUCCGGGAGCAAUCAGCGGUGCAAUUAAUGGUCGGAGAGCGUGCAGAAAUAGCAGUGGACGACACAGCUGUGGAAAUACUCCACCUUACUCUACCUUCGCGCUCGAAUUGA
Cladophialophora carrionii CBS 160.54 is the source of this 858-nucleotide messenger RNA. RefSeq lists its product as uncharacterized. The transcript has a single exon. The record is from RefSeq and is a predicted model, not a curated record. Lineage: Eukaryota; Fungi; Ascomycota; Eurotiomycetes; Chaetothyriales; Herpotrichiellaceae. Bases 1 to 858 code for a protein of 285 amino acids.